AUGUCCGGCACAUAUGAUAGCUGGAUAUAUCAUCGAGAACCUUUAGAAGGACAACCUCAACAUUUUGAAGCUGAUACACAGGCCCCUCAUAUGAUGGGUGGUGGUGAUGCUGGCAUUGAUUUCAUGGAAAAGGUUUUGCGAGAUAAUGCUGGUUUGGAGGAAGAGGAUGGGCAUGAAGAUGAUAGGAUUCCUGACCUAUUGAAGGAUCUAUACGAUGCUGAAGAUCGUGCUGAUGGACAGAAGUCGAUGUUUGCUGAGUUGUUAGGGGAGGCGAAGCGCACAGCUCAAGAAGGGGGUAAAUUUUCAAGAUUUACCUUCACCGUGAAGUUACUCCAUAUCAAGUCUUUCUAUCGGAUUAGCAAUGCUGCAUUCAACGCAAUACUUCGCCUUUUGAGCUUGCAAUUCCCUGAUAGUUGUGUUCCCAGGUCUUAUGAUGAAGCAUUGAGCAUAAUCCACAGGCUGGGGCUAGGUUAUGUUUCAAUACAUGUGUGCCCAAAUAACUGUGUCCUGUUUCAGAAGGAUUUAGCAAAGCAUGACAAUUGUCCAAAAUGCAAUGCCUCUAGGUGGAAAGAUGUUGAUGGGAAGAAGUCAAUACUGGAGAAGGUACUGAGGCACUUUUUGUUGAUACCAAGGCUGCAGCGGAUGUUUAUCUCGAAGAAAUCAUCGCUGGAGGUACAAUGGCACAAGCUGAAGCGGCAACCUAUGGACAAUGAGCUGAGCCAUCCAGCGGACGGAGAGGCAUGGAAAGAGUUUGACAGUAAACAUGUAGAUUUUGCUGCAGAUCCAAGGAACAUAAAACUUGGCAUUGCCACAGAUGGCAUUAAUCCGUUUGGGAACAUGAGCACGUCUUAUAGCAUGUGGCCAUUUUUUGUGGUGCCGUACAACCUGCCACCAUGGGCAUUCAUGGAUCAGUCCAACUUCAUGAUGUCGUUGCUUAUCCCGGGUCCAGAGUCUCCAGGAAAGGAUUUUGAUGUCUUUAUGGAGCCCCUUGUAGAAGAACUGCUCCAGCUCUGGACUGGUGUACCUUCAUACGAUGCCUUGAGUCCGGAAGAAAAGUUCAAUCUACGUGCUGCAAUCAUAUGGUCCAUCCAUGAUUUCCCGGCGCUGCACACUCUGUCUGGGAGGAUCAGAGUGGGUUAUCAGGCCUAUGUCCAUUGUGACAAAGACCCUUGCUCAAAGAGAAUAAGGAGCAAGAUCUGCUAUAUUGGGCACCGCCGCUUUCUUCCCCGAAACCAUCGCUGGCGAAGAAGCAAAGAUUUUAAUGGUGAGAAUGAAACCUGUGACAAGCCAGCUGAAUUCACUAAAGAAGAGCUGGAGCAGCAACUUGAAAAUGUGAAAGAUGUGAGACCAGGAAAGCUUGUGAAGAAAAGAAAGCGUGAGGAAGGUCAAUGUUGGGACCGGAGGUCUUGUUUGUGGGACCUGCCAUACUGGGCUGAUCUAAAAUUAAGGCAUAAUCUCGAUGUAAUGCACAUUGAGAAAAACAUAUGCGAGAAUCUGCUAGGGACGUUUCUGAACAUUGAAGGGAAGAAAAAGGACACGGUUAGUUCUAGGCUUGAUUCGGAGGACAUGGGCAUAAGAGAAGAUUUGCAUCUACAGCACAAUGAAGAUGAAGAUUCAUUUGAAAUGCCACGAGCAUGGUAUACAAUGAGUAAAGAACAAAAGCUUGCAUUCUGUGAAUUCCUAAGAGCGGUGAGAUUUCUAGAUGGUUAUGCUGCUAACCAACAAAGUGUGUUACUUCUGAUGGAUUCAAGCUUUCAGUACUGA
Aegilops tauschii subsp. strangulata is the source of this 1764-nucleotide messenger RNA. RefSeq lists its product as uncharacterized. The record is from RefSeq and is a predicted model, not a curated record. Lineage: Eukaryota; Viridiplantae; Streptophyta; Magnoliopsida; Poales; Poaceae.